ACAGAAGCUCGACGCUACACUCGGAUUCCGCAACGUGAAAAGGAUCGGAUCACGGGUGUGCCAGUUCCGUCGUCGGGGCUGGUGAGUUUCCAGAUCGGUGAAUCUGCUGGUCCUGAGGGGAACACGAUGGGAGCAUCGCCUUCACUGUCUGCCAGGGAAGCUCGCAGUCUUUCCGACUCGACCGGCUUUUCUUCAGAGCAAAUUGAAAUUCUCCAUAGAAGGUUCUUACACCUAUCUGAUGGGAAGCCUACACUGAGCAAAAGUAGCUUUGAUAGCAUUCAGGAUUUGGACAAUAAUCCCAUUAAGUCAAGAAUCGUCAAUGCAUUUUUUGAUGGGAGAAACCUGGGUUUACCAUCAAAAUCAGUUGAUGAAAUCACAUUUGAAAACUUUCUGACCACGUUAUCAUAUUUCCAACAUAUGGAUGAGGAUCAUCCAAAGGAGGACUUGGAACACUGCAAAACAAAAAAAUUGAAAUUUUUAUUUCACAUGUAUGACACUGAUAGAGAUGGAAAACUCACCUUGGAAGAAUUAAGAGAGAUUGUAAAAGAACUAUUAUCCAAGAAACCUUCGACGGAGAAAACUUCCAUAUCAAUUGCAGAUGCUGCAAUGUUGGAGGCUGCAAACAUCUGUAAAGGACAAAUGGAACCUGAUGAACGGUAUGAGGAAAUAACCUUUCAGGACUUCCUUCAGAUAAUGCAGGACCUCAAGAUAGAAUCCAAAAUGCACGUGCGUUUUCUACAGUUGGAUACAACAGCCUUGUGCAAAUAGUAAAAGAUUCAGCGAAGAACAGCCCACAAAAAAAAACUGGAUGGUGAAUGGGAUAAUGCAGUACAAUUCCAAAGUGACUCUACUGAUCUUCAAUUUCUGUAACUAAGUUUUUGUAUUUUUAAUCCUUGGAGGAAGUUCUUUUUACUUUUUUUUUCCAAAUUUAGAAAUAAUGCAGCUCCUUCUUGAAUCAGCACUAUUUCGGAGUUCUUUUUCUUCCCUUAUAUCAGUCAAUUAUAUAGUAAAAGCUACACAGCACAAUUUUAAUUAGUUCUCAGGCAUCUUCUGAGGAUCCAAUCGGAUGAGGCCAAUUUAAAGUUCCAAAGCUCAAGAAAUAUAGUGAUUUUCCUCGUAAUGAAAAUUAUCUAUUUCCUAACAUAAUUGACAGGUUACCAUUCAGUUUAAUGAGCAGAUGAAAUUUUCCAACAAGUUUAUAAACUAAACCCAUGCCAGCCAAUACAAAAGCAAAACUCCUUUUUUCAAUGUUUUCUGGGUAUUACUGUAAAUUCAUUUCAACACAAGCUUUAUAGGAAUUGGUGAAUUACCAAAAUGCUGAUUAAAACUAUUCAUUUCUUAUACAAUAAAGAAUGUUUUGUAAACACAAAAUAAUCUGCAGAUGCUAGGGUCAAAGCAACACUCACAACACGCUGGAGGAACUCAGCAGGUCGGACAACAUCCGUGGAAAAGAUCAGUCGACGUUUCAGGCCGGAAUCCUUCAUCAGGACUGUAGAGGGAAGGGGCAGAGGCCCUAUCAUAGGUGCCGGCCCGAAACGUCGACUGAUCUUUUCCACAGAUGCUGCCCGACCUGCUGAGUUCCUCCAGCGUGAAAGAAUGUUUUGUUGGGCCUGCCCUUUACUACCUCUUCUAAAAAUCGAACCUGAACUAUGCUUUCCCUAGUCUCUUAUCUUCAAUGAACAAAAUCAGAAUCAGGUUUAAUAUCACCAGCAUAUGUUGUGAAAUUUGUGUUAUCCGGCAGCAGUACAUUGCAAUACAUAAUAAUAAAAACUGUGAAUUACUAUACAAAUUAAAUAGUUAAAAGAGUAGUGCAAAAAAAAAAGCAGUGAGAUAGUUUUCACGUGUUCAGUGUGCAUUCAGAAAUUGGACAGCAGAGGAGAAGAAGCUGUUCAUGAAUUGUGAAGUGUGUGCCUUUGGGUUCCUGUACCUCCUCCCUGAUGGUAGCAAUGAGAAGAGGGCAUGCCCUGAGUGAUGGGGGUCCUUAAUAAUGGAUGCCACCUUUUUGAAGCAUCGCUCACUUCAGUUGCAUGCACCAUGUUCUUAUGUAUGAUUUUAUUUAAACGUUUCAUCCUCUAUAGAUUUUCUUCUAGUCUCAAGGGCAUGCAACUACCUCCUGAAGGUCUCUGUUUUUCACCCUUACUACUGAUUCCCAGGACUUUGAUCAGUACUUGUGCCUUCAGAAACUACUUUGUGAACCAAGAGCAAUAUUGUAUCACCACUACACUAUUAAAACAAUUUGUACUUGUAUGUUUUAUUGUAUUCAUGCUGCUUUAAUUAAUAAUUAGACUGUCAAUGAAUAUUAUUAAAGAAAUGCUAAUAAUUCCACCUUAGAAUUAAGACAGUAUUGACUGCAUUUUCUGGCUGCUAAUCACAAACUUCUGCUUUUCACAAGGUGUGCAUUGUUGGCAAAGCCUUUGCCAAACAGCUUGAAAAUGUAGCAGAGAGCUGUCUUCAUAAGAUGUAGUCUUUCUGGAGGAGGUUCUUUCUUUGUAAUGUGCAAAGUUUUGCAGAGGUUAGGUACAGAUCAGUGAUAUUUAGCCAAGGCAAGUUUUUUUGUCUUCAAAACCCAUAAGACCCAGGAGCAGAAUUAGACCAUUCGGCCCAUCACGUCUGCUC
Messenger RNA from Mobula hypostoma (lesser devil ray), 2616 nucleotides. It is a transcript of the gene tesca, whose product is annotated as tescalcin a. The record is from RefSeq and is a predicted model, not a curated record. The transcript is spliced from 8 exons. Bases 127 to 768 code for a protein of 213 amino acids. Gene Ontology annotation, cellular component: cytoplasm; plasma membrane; nucleus. Gene Ontology annotation, biological process: regulation of cell adhesion mediated by integrin; positive regulation of granulocyte differentiation; protein localization to plasma membrane. Gene Ontology annotation, molecular function: phosphatase inhibitor activity; calcium ion binding. NCBI's taxonomy places the organism in Eukaryota, Metazoa, Chordata, Chondrichthyes, Myliobatiformes, Myliobatidae.